AUGAAUAUAGAUUACUCCAUAUGCAAUGCUAUUAAGCAUGCUGCAAGAGGAAUCAAUGACUCCCUGGUAAUUUAUGAUGUGGGCUGCCAGUGGAGUCUUCAUUUUUCAGAACGUGUCAACAACUGCUCUAGCUUGACCCUCCCUGAUGACACAGAGAUUGUGGUUGCAGUGGGAAAAUUUCAUCUCAGCGCUCACAAGCUUGCUUGUUUUCCCAGAUACAGCCUGAACUUUAUUGUAGGAGCUGGGCAGGUUGAUGGGGAAAUUCUAGAGACACUCUGGGCUCCCUUCAAUAAGAUUUCUCCAACAGCACGUUCUAUGAGCCAAGCCCACCGUCAAGAAAUCCUUGAUGAUCACAUGCAUAACUCAAAUUGGAAAAAACUUGUCCAAAUUGUUAAGACGCUCUUGCAAAAGUACAAACGUGCCAAUAAGGGCAUCGAUGACACUAAGGUGCCAUUCCAAGAGCUCACACAUUCCUUGGAAGUCAGUAAAGUCUCCUCAUGGGAGAAAGAUGAAAAACGAGCUAUGGAACAAUGUGGAGAGCAUCUUGACAUAUACCAACUACAAAUAGAUAAAGCCCCAACAAUGGCAGAAAUUCGGCUAAAAUUAACCGAAACAGAAUAUGCUAAUACUAGCAAACGAGGAUCAAUAUCUUUACUCACCAGUGGUAUCAAUUUGGAGAAUGCUCAGUAUGUCAUUAUAUCACCUUCAUUUAAGCUUCCCAAAGAUGCAUCUGCCACUCAAAAGGCAGUAGUUGAAGAAAAACGACAAAAACUGGCAGCAAGGAUCUCGAAAUUUCAUGAAAUGGCUGAUGCCAUGACAGAAGGCAUCGAAGUUGACACAGGUACGGAGCACAUGGAUGACGUCAGAUUUUGUACUGCAGAUAUGGAGGAAGAAGAGAGGGAAGCAGCAGAUCCCAAAGUGACUUCUGAAGAAAUCUGUGAAGAAGUUGUUGCAGAAGCCAUGCGGAUCUGGAUGCCAUCAUCAAUACCUCACGACAAUGCUUUAGCCCUUGGCCUAGGUUCUCUACAAGCCGAAGAACUGCAGUUAUGGCAGGGUCAGGCAAAUGAUUGCUUGGAAAAGUUACAGCAGGCUCUCGGCCACAAAGCCAUAAUUUACCGUCAACAUUUUAGAAGUGCAGAUUCCACGUGGGUGGGUACCAGGUCAAAGCAAGAAGCUCGACGAUGUCAGAUCAAAAUCGAUCAGUGUGUUCGAAGCUAUCAGAGGGCCAGGAAUGCACUGCAGAGACUAGGAGUAGAUGAAGAUACUCUGAAGAAUGUUUAUCAAGAGAUUCAGCCGAGUCAGCUUAAUGUAAACAAGGAAGUCACUGAGGAGAACAGAUAUGGGCAGGGAUCAGACAGACUAGCUUGGUUUUGGAGGGUGAACAAUGGUCAUGAUUCUCCUGAAGAUGUAUGGAUGGAUGAAUUCUACAGGCUAAAUUGGUUGAAAGCUAAGGCUCGAUGGCAAAGGUGGGAGGAGGAGUUGAGUUUGGUUCAACAUGAGAUGGGGUGGACAGUGGGUUGGUUUAGAUACAAGAAGGAAGAAUGGGAACGAAGAUACCAUGAAGCCACAAAGCAUGGUCAUCAAGCCUAUGCACAACGACAGGUGCUCCUGUGGGGAAGGUUUUUAGUGAAUGCAGAAAAUUCAUUCAAGGACAAAAUGGUUGUAGUCACUUAA
Molecule: messenger RNA, 1674 nt
Organism: Suillus discolor
Lineage: Eukaryota; Fungi; Basidiomycota; Agaricomycetes; Boletales; Suillaceae
Exons: 5
Coding region: 1-1674 (557 amino acids)
Source: RefSeq, a predicted model, not a curated record